AUGGCCCGGGCUCAUUUUGCUGAAAACUUGAAGGAAGAGCUGACCUGCCCUGUGUGCAUGGACUACUUCAGACAUCCAGUGACCUUGGGCUGUGGCCACAGCUUUUGCCACUCGUGCCUCCUCAGCAGCUCAGGAGAAGUUUAUAGGCCCUGGCCUUGUCCUCUUUGCAAAAGAGCCUUCCAUCUGAGAGACUUGGAGUCCAACCAUCGCCUAGGGAAGCUGGCCAGCAUAGGCAAGAAACUGGAACCCUAUCUGCCACAAUUAGAAGAGGAAAAGAUCACAUGUAAGAGACACCAGGAGGAGAAAAAGUUGUUUUGUGAAAAGGACCAAUCCUUCCUGUGUGUAGAUUGUUUUCAACCCCAGGAACACAUCAGGUGUACAGUGCACACUGUAAAAAAGGCUGCAGAGGAUUCUAGGGACAAACUCCAAAAGAUUUUGGAUCUUCUCUGGAAAGAAGUGGAGAGAGUUCAGAACAUGCUGACAGAAGAGAGAGAGAAGAAGAAGACUUGGAAGGAAAAUGUUCAUACUUGGAGGCAGAGUAUGACAGCUGAAUACACAAGAUUCCAUGAACUGCUGAAGAAAGAAAAAAAGCUUCAUUUUCACGUAAUGGCCCAGCAGGAAAGUUGCAACCUGAAGAGUAUAAGAGAAAGUGAGACCAGACUCUCCCAGCACCUUCACAGCUUGAGAGACAUGAUCAUGGAUAUGGAACAACAUAACUGGAAGACCAAUAGCCAGCUUCUGCAGGUGCGAAUCACUAUUGGGUCAUCGUCCAGAAACUGCCACCACUUCCGGGAUCAUAUUUCAAAAUACUAUGAUGUGGGAAAUGCUGAAAUACUUCAAAGUGGAGACCUUAUGUUGAGCCUGUUUGUCUGCUCGGGCCCUGAGAAGCUAAACCAUUCACCUAUUUGUUCUUUCUUUUCAGUGGAUGUGACCCUGGAUCCCAAAAAUCCCGCUCCACAUCUCAUCCUGUCUGAUGACCUGAGGACUGUCGUACAUAGGGGCAGCCAGCAGAAUAUUCAUUUCUCCAUCAACCAAUAUGAAUAUAAUUUCAUUUUGGGGGCUCAAUUAUUCACAUCUGGUAUUCAUUACUGGGAGGUUGAAGUAGGAGAUGGUAGGCAAUGGGCAGUUGGAGUGUGCAAGAAGUCAUUGAGGAGCUAUGAAGACGACUUUCUCCCUUUUGAGGAAAUAUUCCUUCUUUCAUGUGUUAGGAAAGGAGAUAAGUAUACUAUCACGACUACUCCCCCCUACUUUGAACAUCAAGUCCAUUUCCCUAUCCGCAGGGUUGGGAUUUUGCUAGACUGUGAUGAAGGGACCAUCUCAUUUUAUGAUGCCUCAGAAAGAUGCUUUAUAUAUCAUUUCCCUCAUUUCCCUUUCUCUGGGCCACUUCAACCCCUCUUUUCUCCUAGUCCUCCAAUGGGCAAAGAGAAUGGGAUCCCGAUGACUAUUAGGACUUGA
Messenger RNA from Trichosurus vulpecula (common brushtail), 1455 nucleotides. RefSeq names its product probable E3 ubiquitin-protein ligase TRIML1. The record is from RefSeq and is a predicted model, not a curated record. The coding region runs from base 1 to 1455 and encodes 484 amino acids. The transcript has 5 exons. Gene Ontology annotation, molecular function: zinc ion binding; protein binding. NCBI's taxonomy places the organism in Eukaryota, Metazoa, Chordata, Mammalia, Diprotodontia, Phalangeridae.